AUGGAUCACUAUCAUGACGUUCUAAUCAUCGGUGCUGGCAUGUCGGGAAUUGGCUUCGCCAUUCAACUGAUCCGCCAAUAUGGCACAAGAAACUUCCAACUCGUCGAAAAGUCGGGCCACAUUGGUGGCACUUGGCACAUGAAUUCAUACCCCGGUUGUGGAUGCGAUGUGCCGUCUCAUUUUUACUCGUAUUCUUUCGCUCUUAAUCCCUAUUGGCCACGAAAGUUCGCGUUCAACGUGCGGCUAGAAACCGCUGUCGAGGCUGCAACAUGGAACACCACUUCGGGAACGUGGUCCAUCUCCUUGCGCGAUCUCAAGACAUCCGAAACUUUCGAGUGCUGCUGCAAAAUCCUCGUUUCGGCCGUUGGAGCACUAUCUGUGCCCAAAGAGUUCGAUGUCCCCGGCGCAUCGACAUUCCAGGGAAAGAUGUUUCACACGGCUAAGUGGGAUCACUCUUUCAACUGGACUAACAAAGAGGUUAUCGUCAUCGGUAAUGGGUGCAGCGCAACGCAAGCAGUUCCCGUGAUGAGCGACGGCCGUGGGGCAGCAAAGAAAAUUACCCAGUUCGGCCGUCAAGCUCACUGGCUCGCGGAGCGUCCUAACCCGAAGUACUCUGCGCUCUUUAAGUGGACGAUGAAAUGGGUGCCGCUGGCCAUGCGACUCUACCGCGCCAAACUCUACUGGGAGAAAGAAAAGGACUUUCGGGGCUUUGAUGUCGAAACGGGUGCAGAGACCCGCAGAGAAUGGUCCAAGGAGGCCGCGGACUACAUUCGGGGAAAAUUCUCCGGCCAAGUAUCGUGA
This is a messenger RNA of Hirsutella rhossiliensis, 801 nucleotides long. RefSeq names its product pyridine nucleotide-disulfide oxidoreductase domain-containing protein. The coding region runs from base 1 to 801 and encodes 266 amino acids. The record is from RefSeq and is a predicted model, not a curated record. Lineage: Eukaryota; Fungi; Ascomycota; Sordariomycetes; Hypocreales; Ophiocordycipitaceae. The transcript has 4 exons. Gene Ontology annotation, molecular function: flavin adenine dinucleotide binding; N,N-dimethylaniline monooxygenase activity; NADP binding.